Tauraco erythrolophus (red-crested turaco) is the source of this 1126-nucleotide messenger RNA. The record is from RefSeq and is a predicted model, not a curated record. NCBI's taxonomy places the organism in Eukaryota, Metazoa, Chordata, Aves, Musophagiformes, Musophagidae.
AUGGAGUCCGGCAAUGUCCACAGAGUCUCGCUCUGCACCCACCAGGCCGACCCCCUGGGAGCUUCUUUCUACCUGACCACGUUCGGCCAGCUGAAGCUGUCCCUUGAGUUGCAGGGCCGGAUCUUGGUGCUGCAUGUCAUGGAAGCAAAAGGUCUGAUAGGAAAGGAGUACCGGACAUGCAACUCAUAUGUGAAGGUGUCGAUUGUGCCAGAUGCUGACUGGAAGUGCAGGCAAAAGACGAAGACCGUGCCAGACAGCAAAAAUCCUGUCUUCCAUGAGCACUUUCUUUUCCCCGUGCAAGAGGAGGAUGAGCAGAAACGUCUCCUGGUCACAGUCUGGAACAGAGAGAGAAAUUCCAGGCAGAGCAAACUGAUUGGCUGCAUGAGCUUUGGCAUCAAGUCCCUCCUGACCCUGGACAAGGAGAUCAGCGGCUGGUACUACCUCCUCGGGGAGGACCUGGGCAGGACCAAGCACCUGAAGGUGGCCACACGGCGGCUGAAGCAGAGCAGAGAGCCGAUGCCAGGAGGUCAGGAAACUGACUCCGGUAUCUCUUUCCAGAUUACGAUCCCUCGAGGAAGCGAUGGGUUUGGCUUCACAAUCUGCUGCGACUCCCCAGUCCGUGUGCAGGCAGUGGACUCCGGGGGCCCAGCAGAAAAGGCCGGUCUGCAGCAGCUCGACACAGUGCUGCAGCUCAACGAGCAGCCUGUGGAGCACUGGAAAUGUGUGGAGCUGGCACACGAAAUUCGGAACUGUCCCACUGAGAUCAUACUACUGGUCUGGAGGCUUGUCCCACAGGUCAAGCCAGGACACGAAGGCAUGAUCCGCAGAUCGUCCUGCAAGUCUGCCUACGACCUCCAGUCCCCACCCAACAAGCGGGAAAAGAACAGCACCAUGCCUCCGCGGCCCGAGCAGCGCCGGAGCUGCCACAUACUGUACGAUGGGACCGAUGGGCUGGUGCUGAACAGCUGGGAGAGGUACACGGAGAUGGGCAAGCGGAGCCAGAACACCAUGCCACCUCUGUCCCGUGUCCCCUCCGCUGCGGACCAGAACUACAUCAUCUUAGCUCCUGUGAACCCAGGGAGCCAGCUGCUGAGGCCUGUCUACCAAGAGAACAACACUACUGUGG